AUGAUGGGAUGUGUAUGAAAUCCUGCAUUUCCAUGAAUGCUCAGCUCUGCCUCCCUUUCGACUACACUCCAGGAGCCUGCGAGAUCUUUUCUCCCCACAUCUCUCUCUUUCUCUCUUUCCCCUCUCUCAUUCCUGCGCUUACUCUCCUCUGUCACCAUCUGUCACAACUGCGUUCUCACACCCCCUCAUUUCCCCCUUUUUUCUCCCCUCUCAUUUUCUCCCUCCCUCCCUCUCUCUCCCCCCUUAUGCUCUUUCUCUCCAUCAUAAUCACUAUGUCACUCCCCCUCCUUCCUUCCUCAUUCUCUCUCUCUCUCAAUCUCUCUCUCUCAACCAUUCAUUCUCUCUCUUCCUCCCUCAUCCUCGCCCCACACCUCCUCCCCUGUCGCUCCCCUCGGAACCUCUUCCGAUUGGCUGGUGGCACCGUUCCCGGGAGUAAUUGACACACCGCUUGAUCUACCUAACCCUGCGAGAGACAACAAGCGCCCCCCCCCCACUUCAGCAGAAGGAGAGCUGGAGGGGCGGGGGGAUCGUCCGGCUGGGCUCCACUCAGCAAACGCUGCAAGACUGCCUGCCUUCUUACCUGCAGCAGCCCUGGAGAGACCAGGUGCAAAAGUAUCAGCAGCGGCGGCAGGGAAGCAGAUGUAGGAGCGCAGGGGCCUGAGCAGGGAUGCCACCUCUCCAGCAGAAGCAGAAGGAAGGGGAGAUAAUCAGAGGAAUUAACAAGAAUGCUAAACAUCGUCCUGGAGAGUGAAGGCAGAUAUCCAUUCUUUUGAUACACCCCUUCCGACUGAUCCAGUGGGAUAAUCACCUCACUCUUCUGCCAUGGACAAUUUCAACUUCACCACCAUACUGGCUUCCUGGGAAGAGAAUUCAACAGCCAGCUGGGCAGCCCCUGUUUCUGGGAACCUAUCCCAAGCUUCCAGGCUCGGCCUGGAUGUCAGUGGUGUACUCAUCCCUCUGGUUUACCUCAUCGUCUGCGUGGUGGGACUAGCCGGAAACUCCCUGGUCAUCUAUGUGGUUUUGUGCCAUUCCGUGAGCGAAUCGGUGACCAACGUCUAUAUCUUCAACUUGGCACUGGCCGACGAGCUCUUCAUGUUCGGCUUGCCCUUCUUGGCUGCACAAAAUGCCUUAUCCUAUUGGCCUUUCGGUUCCUUUAUGUGCCGGCUAGUGAUGGCCGUGGAUGCUAUAAACCAGUUCACUAGUAUUUUCUGCCUGACCGUGAUGAGUGUAGACCGCUACCUGGCGGUAGUGCACCCGGUGAAAUCAUCAAAAUGGCGGACGGCACGUGUGGCCAAGGCGGUCAGCGCCACUGUUUGGGUGCUCUCUUCCGUGGUGGUGCUGCCUGUGGUCGUGUUUUCAGAUGUCCCCCCGGGCAUGAGCACAUGCCACAUCCAGUGGCCUGAGCCGGCUUCAGUCUGGAAAGCAGGUUUCAUUGUCUACACAGCCACUCUUGGCUUCUUUGGGCCUCUGCUGGUCAUCUGCCUAUGUUACCUGCUUAUUGUUGUCAAGGUUCGGUCGUCGGGCAGAAAGGUGAGAGCACUGACGGCCAAGCGCAAGCGCUCCGAGCGGAGAGUCACGCGCAUGGUGGUUGCCGUCGUCGCGGUCUUUGUCCUCUGCUGGCUGCCUUUCUAUGUGCUCAACAUCAUCAACGUCAUCUGGACUUUGCCCGAGGAGCCAUCUCUCUUUGGCAUCUACUUCCUUGUUGUGGUCUUGCCCUAUGCUAACAGCUGUGCCAACCCCAUAAUCUAUGGCUUCCUCUCGUACCGCUUCAAGCAGGGUUUCCGCAGGGCUCUUCUCAGACCCUCCCGCCGAGUGCAGAACCAAGAAAUUGCAGCAGCAGCAACCACGGGUGGUAAGAUGGAGGAAGAGGAAGAAGAAGACGACGAAAUGGAGGCAGAAGCAAGUGAGGUCAGCAAGAUUGCCCAAAACGGCAAUGGCAUGCAAGAGUGCGCCCCCAUUAGUGGGGCAGGGGGGAGCAGUGAACAGAAGCCACUGCCAGAGGAGCCUGGGAUCUCUGACAAGCCAAGUGUUAUGAACAUUAGCUACUUGUAGUGACUCUUCUUCUCUCUGAAACACCCAGGCAGUGACUCAUUUGGAAUAACAAACGGAAGGAUCAUUCAUAAUGCAAGGGAUUCCUAAAAAACAGAAAGCCUGAGAGGGAUGUGGGCAGAUAAAUAUCCUCUUUCAAACAGUAAAGCAAGGCCUAACAACCAGAGUGGCGGGUAGAGCAAAGGCUUCUGGGAUUUGGUUUGGAAGAAGUGUAUUUCCUUGGCUGACAUGACUGGUUAUUA
This is a messenger RNA of Podarcis raffonei (Aeolian wall lizard), 2291 nucleotides long. RefSeq names its product somatostatin receptor 3 (gene SSTR3). Gene Ontology annotation, molecular function: neuropeptide binding; somatostatin receptor activity. Gene Ontology annotation, biological process: neuropeptide signaling pathway. Lineage: Eukaryota; Metazoa; Chordata; Lepidosauria; Squamata; Lacertidae. Gene Ontology annotation, cellular component: membrane; neuron projection. The transcript is spliced from 3 exons. The coding region runs from base 823 to 2052 and encodes 409 amino acids. The record is from RefSeq and is a predicted model, not a curated record.